Messenger RNA from Strongylus vulgaris, 513 nucleotides. NCBI's taxonomy places the organism in Eukaryota, Metazoa, Nematoda, Chromadorea, Rhabditida, Strongylidae. The record is from the annotation of a GenBank genome assembly.
AUGUUGCUGCUUCGAAGAUCGCUUUCUACUGCAUCAUCGUUGAUAGGUAGGGAAUUGUAUCAGGUGCGUCAAAAACGAAACGAGCGAUUCUCUGAUUUCGCAUUCCUAAAAAAUCUGGGUAACGGUUUAAGCUUCCAGGGUGAGUCCGUAGUUCGCCUUAUUCUCAAAGACGUCAAACGCCGAAAUGCUCUUUCAUUGGAGAUGAUUGAAGCACUCACGAAGGAAUUGGAAGGGGUCAACACAAUUCCUAAGGUCCGAUCUGUAAUCCUAACCUCAGAAGGGCCCGCGUUUUCUUCCGGUCACGAUCUUCGGGAGUUGAAAGCCGAAGCUGGUUUUGAUUUGCAUCAGAAGAUUUUUGAGCAUUGCGGAAAUCUCAUGUUGUUGAUACGUCGUAUGGAGAUACCGGUUAUCGCUGAGGUUCGAGGUAUAGCAGCCGCAGCUGGAUGCCAGUUGGUGGCAUCGUGUGAUGUCGUCGUUGCGUCCGAUACCUCCAAAUUUGUCGUUCCUGGGUGA